Molecule: messenger RNA, 1622 nt
Organism: Cladocopium goreaui
Lineage: Eukaryota; Dinophyceae; Suessiales; Symbiodiniaceae
Source: the annotation of a GenBank genome assembly
GUCACAUCCAUAAGGGUGAAGACGAGGAAAAGCAGACGGAAUGUGCAUUCGACAGCCUCAUUGGUGCUGCCUAUCUUGCCCGCGGCAGCUUAGAAACAGGUUUGGCAACCCAAGAGUGCAGCGAGAUCAAGAAACUCUCUCGGGAGCUGAUCGAAGAGCUGCGAAAAAUUCAUUCAGACGAGCGGAAAUUGAACCUUCCAUUUCCCGAGGACUUGCCUAACGAGCACGAUCCGCAGAACGCCUCCGCUGAGGUGGACCGCGCUGUAGCCAGAGCCAAAGAUGUGCUGAGCAGCCUGCAUUUGAAGCACAUUACAAACAGUUCUUCCGGAGGACUUACUAUCCGUUCCAUGAACUCCAGUCGACUGCGGCGGCUCUCUGAAGAGGAGGAAAAGGAAGAAGAACUGCGAGAGGGACCAGGCAAGAGGAGCUGCAAGAGGUCACUAGACCAAACAAGUGGAUCUUCAAGUUCAAAUCAGAAUUCCGGUGCGUUGUCCGAUUGGCUACCUGGUGCUACUGUCCAAACUUUGGCUGAGACCUAUGUGAGCUACAUCAUUGCUGUUCUUUCCUGCCUUUCCCAGCGUGGAAGCAGUCAAGGGAUUGAUGAGCCAGCGGCCUCAUGUUGGGCACAAGAGUCGCCAAAGCUGUCUAUUACUCGAAGUGCGGAUUGGCGCGCGAAACCUUGGGUAGCCGCACGGCAUGGCACCACUGCUACCUUCUUGGAAGUCGUGCAGUUGCUUCAGCUCCAUCUUCCAGUUCCAUCUCAAGAGCCGUUGUUGUGGUCCUUCUCAAGUCGUCCUUGGUUUGCAGUUGCGUAUUUUCUCUUCGGUCGUUUGCGGAGCAGUGACUUUGUGAAUUGGCUGCAGCAAUGGGACACUUGGAGAAGCGCGCGAAGCAAUGCGGUUCUUCUAGACACAAAGCUCGCCUUUGAGGCCGUGAGCGAGCUAUGCAUGAAGUUGAUGCCCAAAGAGUUUGUUGUGCGGAAGAGAGGUGAAUCGAGGUGGCAUCCCGUGGCCUUGCCGUCGCACAAGUUUUGCGCCCCGCGGAGGGUCCAGUUGAAUUUGUGCAAGCUUGCGCAAGUCUGCAAGAGUUUGUACACCGGUCACUUGGUGAAGCCAAGGCAGUUCAGCUCGUUCCCGGUCUCUAUUUCAGUGCCAGGCGCAGGGUGGGCUGCAGAGGGAUUGAAAAGGAAAGCGGAGAGCAGCAAAGAAGGCAUGCACACCGCCGAACGCCUGGUGUGCAGUGAAGGUUUGGAGCGCUUAAGUCCCAGGGACUUAAGCACGCCGAACGGGCCGGAGGAGCGCCCGCGGAGUGGUUUGGAGCGCUUAAAUCCCUGGGACUUAAGCACGCCGAACGGUAGCCAGACCGGGAAUCCGGAUGGGCUGGAUACCUACCGUUCGGCGUGCUUAAGUCCCAAGGAUUUAAGCGCUCCAAACCUCUCCGCGGGCGACGAAGAAGUCAAGUCAGAUGCUGCGCUCAGCGGGAAAGCAGCCAGAAAUAGUUUCCAGGCAGUAGCUGAGGUUUGCCUGGAAGCUCUUGCCACGCUGCAACAGAAAAGAAGAAGGAAGAUCUUCGCCAAGCCACAGACGACUGAAGCUGUUUGGAGUCAUGGACACCUCCGCUAG